CCCAAGGUGCAACCGGACAUGCUCAACGUGCACCUGGUGGCCCACACCCAUGAUGACGUGGGCUGGCUCAAGACGGUGGACCAGUACUUUUACGGCAUCCGCAAUGACAUCCAGCAUGCAGGUGUGCAGUACAUCCUGGACUCAGUAGUCACAGCUCUGCUGGCCAACCCCACCCGCCGCUUCAUCUACGUGGAGAUCGCCUUCUUCUCCCGAUGGUGGCAUCAGCAAACAAAGGCAACACAGGAGACUGUGCGGGGCCUGGUUCGCCAGGGGCGCCUGGAGUUUGCCAAUGGCGGCUGGGUGAUGAAUGAUGAAGCUGCCACCCACUAUGGUGCCAUCGUGGACCAGAUGACGCUGGGACUUCGCUUCCUGGAGGACACGUUCGGCAUUUAUGGGCGCCCCCUUGUGGCCUGGCACAUCGACCCCUUUGGCCACUCACGCGAGCAGGCCUCACUGUUUGCACAGAUGGGCUUCGAUGGCUUCUUCUUUGGGCGCCUGGAUUAUCAAGAUAAGAAGGUUCGGGAGAAGAUGCAGGAGAUGGAGCAGGUGUGGCGGGCUAGUGCCAGCCUGAAGCCUCCGGCUGCAGACCUCUUCACUGGUGUGCUCCCCAACUCGUACAACCCGCCAGACGAUCUGUGCUGGGACACACUUUGUGAUGACAAACCCGUGGUGGACGACCCCCGUAGCCCUGAGUACAAUGCCAAGGAGCUGGUCAGCUAUUUCCUGCAGUUGGCUGCUGUUCAGGGCCGGCACUACCGCACCAACCACACCAUAAUGACCAUGGGCUCGGACUUCCAGUAUGAAAAUGCCAACAUGUGGUUCAAGAACCUUGACAAGCUCAUCCAGCUGGUCAACGCCCAGCAGGCCAAUGGGAGCCAAGUCCACGUUCUCUACUCCACUCCAGCCUGUUACCUCUGGGAGCUGAACAAGGCCAACCUGACCUGGUCAGUGAAACAGGACGACUUCUUCCCCUAUGCCGAUGGCCCCCACCAGUUCUGGACUGGCUACUUCACCAGCCGGCCAGCCCUUAAACGCUACGAGCGCCUCAGCUACAACUUCCUGCAGGUGUGCAAUCAGCUGGAGGCGCUGGCAGGACCUGUGGCCAACGCGGGACCUUAUGGCUCCGGAGACAGUGCGCCCCUCAGGGAGGCGAUGGCUGUGCUCCAGCACCACGACGCGGUCAGCGGCACCUCCCGGCAGCACGUGGCAGACGACUACGCACGCCAACUCGCGGAGGGUUGGGGACCCUGUGAGGUGCUCUUGAGCAAUGCUCUAGCACAGCUUAGCGGCUCCAAGGAGAAGUUCACGUUCUGCCGCGAACUCAACAUCAGCUUCUGUCCGCUCAGCCAGACGGCCACGCGCUUCCAGGUCACCAUUUAUAAUCCCCUGGGGCGGAAGGUAGAUUCCAUGGUGCGGCUGCCUGUCAGCAAAGGCAUUUUCAUCGUGAGGGACCCCAAUGGUGCGACUGUGCCCAGCGAAGUGCUGAUACUUCCGGGCUCCCACAGUCAGGAGCACCCCCCAGAGCUGCUCUUCUCUGCCUCAGUGCCUGCCCUGGGCUUCAGCACCUACUCAGUGGCCCGGGUGCCUGGCCGGAGUCCAAAGGCCCACAUCAACCAACACAGACCCCAGUCCCGUGUCCUGGUCAUACAAAAUGAGCAUAUUCGGGCUUCAUUCAACCCUGACACCGGCCUCUUGGUGGAGAUGGAGAACCUGGACAAGAACCUCCGGCUGCCUGUUCGCCAGGCCUUCUUCUGGUACAAUGCCAGUACAGGCAAUAAUGUAAGCUCCCAGGCCUCAGGUGCCUACAUCUUCAGACCCAACCAACCAGAACCACUGCCUGUGAGACUCUGGGCUGAGACUCGCCUGGUGAAGACUGCCUUGGUGCAGGAAGUGCACUAGAACUUCUCAGCCUGGUGUUCCCAAGUGGUUCGCCUGUAUCCAGGAAAGAAGUACCUGGAGCUGGAGUGGACAGUGGGGCCGAUUCCCGUGGGUGACGACUGGGGAAAGGAGGUCAUUAGUCGCUUUGACACGACACUGGAGACGAAUGGACGCUUCUACACAGACAGCAAUGGCCGGGAGAUCCUGGAGAGGAGGCGGAAUUAUCGACCCACCUGGAACUUGACCCAGACUGAGCCAGUGGCAGGAAACUACUACCCGGUUAACAGCCGCAUUUUCAUCACGGAUGGAAACAUGCAGCUGACAGUGCUGACCGACCGCUCCCAAGGGGGUAGCAGCCUGAGCGAUGGCUCCCUGGAACUCAUGGUGCAUCGAAGACUGCUGAGAGACGAUGCACGUGGAGUAGGGGAGCCUCUGCAGGAAGCGGGCCCAGAUGGACAGGGGCCGGGGCUCUGGGUGCGAGGGCGCCACCUCGUGCUGCUGGACACAGCGAGGGCUGCAGCCGCCGGGCACCGACUGCUGGCAGAAAAGGAGGUCCUGGCCCCGCAAAUAGUGCUGGCCCUGGGAGGUGGCGCCCCCUAUCACUUGGGGGCUACCCCACGCACGCAGUUUUCUGCUCUGCGCCAGGAGCUGCCGCCCGCGGUGCACCUGCUCACACUGGCCCGUUGGGACCCAGGGACGCUGCUGCUGCGCUUGGAGCAUCAGUUCGCCGUUGGGGAGGAUACAGACGGCAACUUAACCUCUCCUGUGACAUUGGACUUGCGGGACCUGUUCUCAACCUUCACCAUCACCCACCUGCAGGAGACCACGCUGGCCGCCAGCGAGCCUCGGGACCAGGCCUCCAGGCUCCAGUGGACACUGAACACGGGCCCUGUAACCCAAACCAUGCCCUCCUUGCUGGACCCCGCCGCCAUCACUCUGCAUCCCAUGGAAAUCCGCACCUUCUUGGCCUCGGUCCAAUGGAAGGAGAAUGUCUAG
This is a messenger RNA of Orycteropus afer afer, 2874 nucleotides long. It is a transcript of the gene MAN2B1, whose product is annotated as mannosidase alpha class 2B member 1. The record is from RefSeq and is a predicted model, not a curated record. Gene Ontology annotation, biological process: mannose metabolic process. Gene Ontology annotation, cellular component: lysosome. Lineage: Eukaryota; Metazoa; Chordata; Mammalia; Tubulidentata; Orycteropodidae. Gene Ontology annotation, molecular function: alpha-mannosidase activity; carbohydrate binding.